AUAUAUUGCAACUACACAACAAUAAAAGGUUCUGGCAGGAUUAAGUUUUGCAGCCCCGAGCUCCUGUGUGCGGCAAGGCGGGCUAUCGGUGUGUUAUCAGCGGAUACCAACGUGCUAAUCCUGGCUCUGUAACGCCCCGCAUCGAAUUCUUGAGGCGGCACCACCAUAUAUUCCGCAUUCCUUCCCCUGACACGACCGACCGACGCUCUGCACGCCAUGUCCGGGGGGGGCGUGUGUCCGUUCCGGCUGUCAUGGCGGCUGGUGUACUAUGCAGGGCUGACGGCGGUGCUGCUGGUUGUGGCGGGCGGCCAGGGGGUGCUGCUGGACGGCUUCAUCCUGGCCCACCACCACACCUCCUCCCUCACCUACUUCUGGCUUCUGCCGGACUUCCUGAUGGUGUUCCCCUUCGUGGCGGCCAUGAGCAGCGGCUACAGGCGGGGCCAGGUGUCUCAGCGGCGGCCCAGCACCUCGCCGCCACAGCCCCGGCCGCCGCUACACGUGCAGAUGCUGGGGCCACGUGCCGAGCCGGUGCUGGUGUGGGUGGCCUAUGCGGCGCUGCUGGUGGCCAAGGUGGUGGUCAUCUUCCGCUCCGAGAUCCCAAACAUGAUCGGCAUGGAGGACUUCCUCAGCCCCCAGCUGCUGAAGGUGACGCUCUCUGCCACAGCGCUGGUGUUCGGCCUGCUGGUGGAGGGCCAGAGCACCUGGUCUGCCACCAGCCAGGUGGAGGAGGACAGGGAGGCCUACAUCCGCGGCCUGGUCCACGGCACGGCGCUGGAGGCGCUGGACUCCGUGGACUUCCUGUCCCUGCUGAUCCAGUCUGAGUCCCAGCUGGUGCUGCCGCUGAGCCUGGAGCAGCUCAUCCUGGCCCUGGCCUGCUUCAACCUGCUGCUGCCGGGCCUGACGCUUGUCAAGCUGUCCCACGCUGACUAUGGCCACGGGCGGCUGGCGAGCCGGGUGCUGCCGCUGGUGUACAAGCUGACGCACCUGUGGCUGACCAACGUGUCCUUCAUGGUGGUGCGCAUCUACCUCUGGGCCGGCCUCUCCGCCUCCGUCUCGCCCUUCCUCGUCAAGAACAUCUACCACAUCUUCGCCGUCAUGCGUGAGGUGUGGCUGGAGGGGCGGGCACUCUGUGGGGACGGGGCGGCCUGCUACGGGUGCCCCCGCCGCCGCCGCCGAGGCCACAGGGUGUACAGCGACAAGCACGGGGCCUCGGCACUCAAUGACGGGGGGAGCAGCCGCGGCGGCGGCGAGGAGAGGUUUGAGGAGAUUGACCUCAAGGAAAAUGACGGGAAGAGUUAGUGGUGGUGGUGGUGGUGGUAUGAAAGCACUAUUAUUAUUAUUAUCAUUAUUAUCAUUUUUUAUUUUAUUAUUACAGUCGCCCCUCAAAUAGUACGGUUUCCAAUAGUUCGGUUUUGGUUUUAUACGGAUUGUCAUAGAAGAUCUUUUUAGGAUUUUUAAAUUUUCUGCUCAUUGGGAAAUUCAAAAAUCCUAAAAAAAAUCUAUGAAAAUCCACAUAAAACCGAAACCGAACUAUUGGAAACCGUACCAUUUGAGGGAUGACUGAAUAAUUAUUACUUUCAUUGUUAUUUCCUAAAGGGUUUUGUACAUUCUUCAUUCCCUUCACUCAUCUCUGUCAAGCGUCCCAAGUCUGUGUACAUUUCAGGAGUGGCUUGGAAUGUCCACUCUGCUCAGUCACUCUAUCUACUAUUACCACCAUCAUCAUCGUCACUGUUCAGCCCGUCACUCCUCGGUCCGGUAAUCUCAUCAGGAAAUCAUCUUCAGCCACAGCGAUUCGAGUAUUGGACCGGAGUGGCUUGUGAGGAGAGUGGCAGCAUGUGACUUAUAUUUCGGUCACUCGUGGGAAAUAAGUCACAUGCGUCGGUGCUGUUUUUGUGUUUUUUUUUUGCAGUGGCUUGUGAGGAGAGUGGCAGCAUGUGACUUAUAUUUCGGUCACUCGUGGGAAAUAAGUCACAUGCGUCGGUGCUGUUUUUUUUUUUUUUUUUUUUAGUGGCAUGUGAGGAGAGUGGCAGCAUGUGACUUAUAUUUCGGUCACUCGUGGGAAAUAAGUCACAUGCGUCGGUGCUUUUUUUUAUUUCAUUUUUUAUUUUUUUACAGUAAACGGCUCAAGGGUAAAAAAAAGAGAAAACAACCAAUAAUGAAAAAUGAAUGAAGUGGCAGCGUGUGACUUAUAUUUCAGUCACUCGUGGGAAAUAAGUCAUGCGUCGGUGCUUUUUAUUUAUUUUUUUAUUUUUUUCAUUUUUACAUCAAACGGCUCAAGGGGAAAAAAUAGAAAACAAUAAUGAAAAAAAAAAUCGCGUACGAGGUGUGAGGUGCUUCAUCGAGUGUCCGGAGCUCAAAUUAGUGUAUCUUGGGUCCCGCUCCCCGUGAGAUAUAUGUCGAAAAAAAGGUUGUAAGAUUAUUAAUAUUUUUAUCGUUAUUAUUAUUUUUAUUAUUUCUAUUAUUAUUGCUGAUUUGUACCUGUCUCCAAAGAUCUGUUUUUUUUUUUUAGAAUUUUAGUUUAGUCUCUCGUUUUGUCUCCUUGUUUUCUUUCUUCCUUCCUUCCAAUCUUCAUUUCCUUCUUUCUCCUUUCUUUUCUUUUCCUUGUUUUCCUUCUAUUUCUCUGUCUCUCAUUCUGUCUCUGUUUCUUUCUUCCUUCCUUCCUUCCUUCCUUCAUUUCCUUCUUUCCCCUUUCUUUUCUUUUCCUUAUUUUCCGUCUAUUUCUCUGUCUCUCAUUCUGCCUCUGUUUCUUCCUU
This is a messenger RNA of Eriocheir sinensis (Chinese mitten crab), 2753 nucleotides long. RefSeq lists its product as uncharacterized. The record is from RefSeq and is a predicted model, not a curated record. The transcript has 2 exons. NCBI's taxonomy places the organism in Eukaryota, Metazoa, Arthropoda, Malacostraca, Decapoda, Varunidae. The coding region runs from base 217 to 1299 and encodes 360 amino acids.